This is a messenger RNA of Lottia gigantea (owl limpet), 969 nucleotides long. RefSeq lists its product as hypothetical. NCBI's taxonomy places the organism in Eukaryota, Metazoa, Mollusca, Gastropoda, Lottiidae. The transcript has 6 exons. The coding region runs from base 15 to 521 and encodes 168 amino acids. Gene Ontology annotation, biological process: actin filament polymerization; Arp2/3 complex-mediated actin nucleation. Gene Ontology annotation, cellular component: Arp2/3 protein complex; actin cytoskeleton. The record is from RefSeq and is a predicted model, not a curated record. Gene Ontology annotation, molecular function: actin filament binding.
UAAAGCUUGACAAGAUGGCAGCUACAUUAAAACCCUAUUUAAAUGCAGUACGCAAUACAGUUACAGCAGCUAUGUGUGUUCAAAAUUUUGACUCUCAAGUUGUAGAACGUCAUAAUAAACCAGAAGUAGAAACGAAAUCGAGUAAAGAGUUAUUAUUACAGCCUGUUAUUAUUAGUAGAAACGAAAAAGAAAAAGUUUUAAUAGAAGGGUCUAUUAAUUCAUUACGAAUAAGUAUAGCCAUCAAACAAGCUGAUGAAAUAGAGAAAAUUUUAUGCCAUAAAUUUAUGAGAUUUAUGAUGAUGAGAGCUGAAAACUUUUUCAUUUUACGACGUAAACCAGUUGAUGGUUACAACAUAAGUUUUCUUAUCACAAAUUUCCACUCAGAACAAAUGUACAAACAUAAACUGGUAGAUUUCUUAAUAACAUAUAUGGAGGAAAUUGAUAAAGAGAUAAAUGAAAUGAAGUUGGCUGUCAAUUCCAGAGCUAGAAUCAGUGCUGAAGAAUUUUUAAAACAUUUUUAACUUAAUCAAUUUAUGUAAUAUAUAAUAAAUUUGUAAUUGUACAGUAUGUUUUCAUGUUAAACAUCAUAAAUUAUCACAUGACAUGACUCUUUAGCAGAACCUUAUUUAGUCUAAAUGCAAGAGGCAAAGGGAUAUCCUCGAAAAAAGUUAUACUGUUAUUACAUAUUUGUUGUAUGAUACCAUUCAAUAUGAAAAAUACUUUUAUUUCAUUGUAUAUCAAAGUUCCAAUUGAAAGCUAUUCAGACGAAUAUUACCUUAAAUGCUAUAUCUAGAUAUAGACUACUUUAUACUUCUUUCAAGAUAGGAAAUUAAUAAAUGUAAAAAUCCUAUUACAGUGUAUAGUUAUUGCUGAUAAUAUUUAAUCGAGUAACAAGAUGCCUCUUAUAGAACAUUUAUAUAUCUGACUUAAAUCAUGUAUUAUAGCCUAAUUACAUUUAUUUCUUUAUUU